AUGGCAUUUCUGACAAAUCUGUUCGGUGGCCAGGCAAACGGCAGUCGUGAUUCAGACAAUGCUGCAGAAAUUGUGGAGAAUCUUGUGGAGCGAGUGGAAACAUCGACGGUACUGGAGGACCGGCGCGACGCAUUAAAGGCGUUACGAUCACUUGCCAAGAAAGUUCGAUUGCCGGUGGCUGCAAUUGGUAUGAAUGCAUAUAUGGAGAUCCUUGAAAAGGAAUACCGCAAUUCCGAGAUUAUAGCGAUCGUCCUGGAAAUUCUGGUUGCUGUACUGUGCGAUGAUGAGGCUGCCGAUGACGGACACGAUGAAAUUGGCGAAAGGUUGGCCGAAAUGAUUGUGCGAAAGAAGACGUUCGUUCCAUCAGUUAUGGCACUGCUGCAGUCCUAUGAUUUUAACGUUCGAAGAGCAGUAAUCCGCUUAUUGACAGCCCUUCUGCGACAUCGUGCCAGCGAAGUGCAGGCAGCUAUUGUCCAGGAACCAACUGGAGUAUCUCGCCUCCUUCUUUUCGACAUCAUUGACGUCGAACCUGUGGAAAGCAUUGUGAUUGAGGACUGCUUGUAUGUGAUUCUGAAUUUGUUGCGGCGAAAUGCUAAAAAUCAGCAGCUAUUUCGGGAGGCAAGCAUGAUACAGCGUUUAGCAGCGUUGCUUCACUGUUUGCUCUAUGGGCGUGAAGGCGAGCAAGGCGCGCCGCGCCGUGAGUAUGAAUGGAACAGACAAAAGGCUGCAAAUGUGAUGUUCCUGCUGCAAGUUGUGCGAAGCCUGGUUUCGCCGCAGGACAAUUCUCAGGGCAACACACACGCAGCACAGAAAGUCCUGUCUCAGACCGGAGUGUUAAAAAAUCUGUGCAAUAUUUUGCUCUCCGAGGUUGGGGCGGCAGUGGAGGUGCUCACCGAAACAAUUGUUGCCAUAGCUGAGGUUAUCUGUGGAAAUUAUCCAAAUCAAGAGUAUUUCUCGACACGCACCAUCGCAACGGAAAUUGGAAACAGGCCUGCUCUAAUUGUCCUUUUGUUAUCACUGAACACGGACAAACAGCCUUUCAAACUACGUUGCGCGGUCUUUUACUGUUUCUUGUGCUUCCUUCACGACAACGAAUUUGGAAAAACGAAGGUAAUCGAUACUUUGUUGCCGUCCGGAGCAUCUGAUCCAGACGUCACCACUGGUCAGUGCAUAUGUUCAGCAAUCCUAAGCUCUGAAACUGUUCAGGUGUGGAUGGGGUGCGUUUGCUUACUACAUUGUGUUCUCGACGCAGAUCAUCUUAAACAACAACUACUUCGAGUUCAGCUCACAACGAACGCAUCUGAGCCACCGUCUUCCCUUCUGCAGCACCUCACUGGUCUUCUGAUUUCUCUGGGAAACCGCCGGCCACAAACGCGGGCGGGGCUGUUGAUGUUACUUUCGGCAUGGUUGCACAACUGUCCUCUGGCUGUUGCCCAGUUCAUCUCUGUUGACGAGAAUAUUCAAUAUUUGACGAUGCAGCUCGAUGGUUAUGGUGCAGAAGGUUCCGAGGACGAAAAUCGGGUUCGUCGCGUCGGAAAAGAAAAGUUGGUGGAGUUGUUGGAAGCCCUAUCUCACAGCGAACAUUAUGUGAAAGCUUUACAACGACCACAGCCGUUAGCAAAAGCACCUCAGGACUUGUUCCUUGAUUACCAGUUCACAAAGUUCUUCAAAAGCGUCGAAGGUUUCCAAAUUUGA
Messenger RNA from Gongylonema pulchrum, 1695 nucleotides. NCBI's taxonomy places the organism in Eukaryota, Metazoa, Nematoda, Chromadorea, Rhabditida, Gongylonematidae. The record is from the annotation of a GenBank genome assembly.